This is a messenger RNA of Pichia membranifaciens NRRL Y-2026, 1341 nucleotides long. RefSeq lists its product as hypothetical. Bases 1 to 1341 code for a protein of 446 amino acids. The record is from RefSeq and is a predicted model, not a curated record. Lineage: Eukaryota; Fungi; Ascomycota; Pichiomycetes; Pichiales; Pichiaceae. Gene Ontology annotation, biological process: maturation of SSU-rRNA. The transcript has 2 exons. Gene Ontology annotation, cellular component: preribosome, small subunit precursor; cytosol. Gene Ontology annotation, molecular function: protein serine/threonine kinase activity; ATP binding.
AUGUCAUACUCAGACUACUCGGAUGAUGAUGCAGAUGAGAGAUGCAACACAUCAACUUCCCGUUCUCACACAGAGUUGAAAGAAAAGACUGACAUUUUAGACCGUUAUGCUGACAAAAUCAACCUUGAUGUACAUACAACUCAUAGGAUCACAAAAGACAAAGCUUUGCGUGCUACCGUAGAUCAAGUGUUAGAUCCCAGAACUUUGGGGUUUCUGGGAAAGAUUUUUAAUAAUGGGACUCUUUCUCGAAUUAAUGGUUGUGUCUCUACUGGUAAAGAAGCCAACAUCUAUUAUGGGCUAAACGAGUCCACAGCAGAAGAAUUUGCCGUCAAGAUUUACAAAACAUCCAUAUUGGUUUUUAAGGACAGAACGAGAUAUGUUGUGGGGGAGCAUAGGUUUGGUGAAAAACAGUCUAAAAAUCCAAGACAAAUGGUUAGAAACUGGGCGGAAAAAGAAUAUAGAAACUUGAAGAGAUUGUAUUCUGAACCUUUGAUUCAUUCUCCAAAGCCAAUAGACUUAAAGGAAAAUAUUCUUGUUAUGGAAUAUCUCACUCGUGGAAAUGGCAAUCCAUCUCCGAAGUUGAGAGAUUACAAUUUCAAGGAUUUGGAGAGUGUGAUUAAUUACUAUCAUGAAAUGUUGAUUUUGAUGAGAGUCCUUUAUCAAAAUUGCAGAUUGGUUCAUGCUGAUUUAAGUGAAUAUAAUACCAUUGUCCACGAAGAAAACCUAUACGUUUUUGAUGUGUCGCAAUCUGUUGAACCAGAUCACCCAAUGUCAAUAGAUUUCUUGAGGAUGGAUAUUAAGAAUGUUAAUGAUUUCUUCAGUAGAAUAAAAAAGAUCAAUGUUUAUGCUGAACGUGAUAUUUUCAAAUUUGUCAUAACGCCAUCCAAUAUUUUAUUUAACAAUGCUGAUGAUCUCAAAGAGCUCGAUCAGGAAGGUACGAAAAACUUCUUGCUUAAUUACCUAAACACGCUAAAUUUGAAAUCUUCUGAUGACGACGAAUUUAAUGAUGAAGUGUUUAGAAGCCUUCAUUUAGUAAGCAGCUUGCACAAUAUAGAUGAAAGAGAUUUUUCAAAAUUCAGCAAUGGUGAUAUGGAUACACUCGUUGAUUUGGUAGGGAGCUUAAAAAUUAAAGAUAAAGAUGUUGUAAAAAGAGAGUCGAAUAACACUGUUUCGGGGGAAGAACAAGUUGAUGACUACUCGGAUGUUGAUUCCGAAAUUGGAAAAUGUGAUUUUUCUGAUGAUGAACAGCCUCAGUCAAAUUUAAAGCGUUUUCAGGACAAAGAAGAAAAAAAAAUGCACAAGCAGCAAUUUGGCUUUGAAGUUGCAUUUUUAUACGAUUAA